AGUUUUAGAAUGACAUCAAAUGGUUGAGGUGAGAGGCCAGAUCUAGCCUGAUACAACAUAAAACAGGUUAAAUAUUUUGGCCUGUUCGAAUGCUAAAGGGUUAAACCAAUCUGUCUGAAAUUUUGAUUGCAUUGAUUGUUAAUGCAGGGUUUCAGCUGAAAACAGUUCCAUCAUAGUUUUAUAGGCUUUCAUGCAGUAGUGUUUGGCCUAGACGGUGAAAUACUCCAGAAACUAACAAGACUUGCACCACCUGUUGGCUUGAAACAUCAACUUCCCCAGGAUGGCUAACCCACUAGCAGAUCUGGUCCUUCAACUUUGCAAGAGGAAUCAGUAUUGCUCUUCAAAGUUCCAAGAACUCCAACAUAAAGAAGAAUGGACUACAUCAAAUAAGCAAGAGGUUCUUACACUUCUAGCAGAAUUAUUCCUUCAUCCAACAUGUACUGAAGAUGUAACAUAUUGUAGCAGUACAAUUCUAUUAGAUUUGGUUGAGAGAGUAAAAAGCAUGGUAGUAAGUAGUGAGAGCAGUCAGACCACUUCAUUACACCAAACAUUCUGCAUUGCUCUCAGUAAAGCUGUUAGUACAUGCCCUUCACUUAAGAAAUUUUUUAUAUUAUAUCUCAAAAACAGUUCACCUUUCUUGUAUUCAGAGCAAGAUGUUACUGAACCAGCAUCCAAAAAAAUGAGGCUGGAGUACAGUCAGUUAUCAUUAUCAGACUCCCAUCCUUUAGAACUUGUCCAGACAGCUUAUCGCUGUGUUGUGAUUUUUGGUCGAGAAUCUGAAUCGGUAAUUUCACCGGAACAUUUAUUACCAUUUUUAUCAAAUGAUAACAAAGAUGUCCAGUGGUUUACUGUGCAGACACUUGCAACUCUUUUGCAGAUGUCUGCACGCCAGCGAGAUACUCUCAUGAAGCGUUACUUUCAACGUGAAGAAAUGGUCCAACUGAUGUUGCGCUAUAAAAAGCUUCUGCUUUGGCCAGAGACGAAUACCAAUGACACUAGAGUAAAUGGCAAACAGCUAAAGACUGCUACUUACCUGGCUGAAAAUAAACUCCUUGAUUCACAUGUUGUUUCUGUCAGUGGCAUACUUCUUCCUAAAAUUCUGAGAAAACCUCGAGGAAUGGAAUCAGAACUUGUAUCUGUUCCCACCACAGAUAAGAACUUGCAACGUCUAGCACAUGAAGUUAACCUUGGUAAUCCAGUACUACUACAAGGUCCUGUUGGGUGCGGCAAAACCUGCAUAGUUGAAUGUCUAGCUCAGAUGACAGGUCGUCGGAAAAGCUCCCAUCUACUAAAACUUCAACUUGGAGAUCAGACUGACAGCCGAGCCUUGUUGGGCAUUUAUCAGUGUACUGAUGUGCCUGGAGAAUUUGUUUGGCAGCCAGGGAUCCUAACACGAGCUGUAUCUGAAGGUUAUUGGGUUCUUUUGGAAGACAUUGACCAUGCUCCUAUGGAUGUUAUUUCUUUAUUGUUGCCCCUCCUUGAAAACAAAGCUUUGAUGAUUCCCAACCGUGGACAGAAAAUAACUACCUCCCCUGGAUUUCAGUUAUUUGCUACCUACCGUACUCUUCCUGGCACCGGUUCAUUUGUCAGUAGUUACAGUAGUGCAAUGUCUGCACUAUUAGAAAAAAAUUGGACAAAGCUCAAUUUAGAACCAUUAUCUAAAGACGAACUUUAUGAAAUAAUUUCCCAGAAAUAUCCUGCAUUACAUUCUAUCAUUGACCGUCUACUUGAAAUUUAUUUCUUGUUGUCACGUGGGGAACAUGUGGGAAUGAUGGAAGUGGAUGAUGACAACAAAUUCAAUAGCAAGUUCUUUUCCCAUGACAAACGAUUAAUAUCAACCAGGGAUCUCUUGAACUGGUGCAAAAGAAUUGCUUGUUAUGAUUUAACAUCCUCUGCAAUUAGCCAACUUGUUUUUCAAGAAACUCUUGAUUGCUUCUGUUUCAGCAUCAGUUGCCCGAAACGUCGGUUGCAGCUUGCAGAAGCAAUAGGUGCCAAGUUAAACAUCACCAAAUCAAAAGCCGAAUACUACUGCAUGAAAUACAAACCAAAUGUGCAAAUUUCCACUUAUGAAUUCCUAGUUGGAAGAGUUAUCCUGCCUAAAAUUAAACCUUCGACUAAACCCAUAGAAUCUUCUCACCACCGUCUGUUCUCUUUUACACGGCAGUCAUCUGCUCUUUUGGAAAAAGUAGCUGCCUGUGUCCAAAACAAUGAUCCUGUUUUGCUUGUUGGAGAGACAGGAACUGGCAAAACUUCAACUAUUCAGUACUUAGCUAAUCAACUUGGACACCAUUUACAGGUGAUCAAUAUGAACCAACAGAGUGACAGUACUGAUCUUCUUGGUGGCUUCAAACCAGUUGACCUCAAAUUGGUUGUAAAACCGUUCAAAGAUUCCUUUGAAGAAUUAUUUUGUAAGACUUUUUCUCGGAAGCAAAAUGUUGUAUUUUUAACUCACAUUGAAAACUGCUAUUGCAAAAAGUUUUGGAGAGAUAUGUUUACUUUGAUGGAACAUACCAUUAAAUCAGCCAUAAAGAACCAGACUGAAAAUUCUGAGAUGUGGAUGCUGUGGAAAACUCAAGAUAAGAAGUUAAAACAGCUACGUCUCCAAGUGCAGAAAACUGAAAGCACUUUAGCAUUCACAUUCAUUGAAGGAACUUUGGUGAAGGCACUAAAGAAAGGAGAUUGGGUUCUUCUUGAUGAAAUCAACCUGGCCACUACAGAAACAUUGGAAUGUCUAAGUAGCUUACUGGAAAGCAAAUCUGGUUCUGUUGUACUUUCUGAACGAGGAGAUCUUGAACCUGUGAUCAGGCAUUCAAAUUUCCGUCUUUUUUCUUGCAUGAAUCCUGCCACUGAUGUUGGUAAAAAAGCACUCACUCCAAGUGUGAGAAACCGUUUCAUGGAAUUUUAUGUUGAUGAGUUGAAUGAUGUUCAGGAUUUGAAAGUGUUGGUGAAUGAUUAUUUAUCUGGUUUGUCAUUGUCCCCUUCUCAAAUAGAUGGACUGGUCAAUUUCUACAUGCAAGUUCGUGUUCUAGCUACCAAACAGCUUACUGACGGCACAGGCCAUAAACCACAUUACAGUUUGAGAACUUUCUGUCGUGCCCUGAUGUGUGCAUCAUUUAAUCCUGGCGGAGUGAUAAAUCGAACUCUGUAUGAAAGUCUUUGUAUGAGUUUCCUCACUCAAUUAGAUCGUUCCUCAUACCCAUUAGUUGAACAGUUGGUUUGUCGCCUACUGCUUCAAAAAGCUGACAUUAAUUCAUUGUUAAAAAGACCCAUACCAGAGCCUACCAUCAGUAAACACCUACAAUUUGAAGGUUAUUGGAUUCCUGUUGGUUCAUGUGAGCCACAGGUUCCAGAAAAAUACAUCCUAACACCUUCUGUUCGAGCAAACCUAAAAGACCUUGCCAGAGUUGUUUCAAUUGGAAGACACCCUGUUUUAUUACAAGGAGAAACGUCUGUUGGUAAAACUAGUCUUGUGCAGUGGUUGGCAACAUCAACUGGCCAUCGUUGUGUGCGGAUUAAUAACCAUGAACAUACAGACUUGCAAGAAUACAUUGGCAGUUAUGCAGCUGAUGAGGCAGGAAAGUUAGUUUUCAAAGAAGGUGUGCUUGUUGAAGCUAUGAGGCAAGGUUAUUGGAUUAUCUUGGACGAACUCAACCUGGCUCCUACUGAUGUCCUUGAAGCACUGAACCGUCUUUUAGAUGACAACCGAGAACUUUUUAUUCCAGAAACACAAGAAAUGGUAAAAGCACAUCCUAAAUUUAUGCUGUUUGCCACACAAAAUCCUCCUGGUCAUUAUGGUGGAAGGAAAGCAUUGUCUCGUGCAUUUCGCAACAGAUUUGUUGAACUCCACUUUGAUGAAAUACCCAGUGAUGAAUUGGAGACAAUUCUGAGUCAGAGAUGUGACAUACCACUAUCAUAUGCUAAGAAACUAGUAAAAGUCAUGUUGGAGCUACAGACACGCCGUAGCAGCUCAGCUGUCUUUGCUGGAAAACAGGGCCUCAUGACCUUGCGUGACCUAUUCCGUUGGGCAAACCGUUAUCAUUGCCCUGUAGCUGACGAGAGUAACUACGAUUGGAAUCAGCAUAUGGCAGAUCAUGGUUAUAUGUUGAUAGGUGGCAAGAUGCGGAAACCAGAAGAAGAAGAUAUUGUACGGGACAUUCUUCAGAAGUUUUUCCGACGUAAAGUGUGUCCAGAUAAUUUGUUCAACUUAUCUUCAGAGACAUCUGUUACAACAAUGGCAAUGUUGAAAAGAUUAACAAGUGAUACGCUUGAUAACUUUAUGCAUAUCUUUUGGACCUGCAACAUGCAGCGGUUAGCUGUCCUUGUGAAUCAAGCCUUGCAGUAUAAAGAACCAGUCUUACUUGUUGGUGAUACAGGAUGUGGUAAAACAACAGUCUGUCAGAUGUAUGCUGCUAUGGAAGGAAAAGAAUUGUAUUCCAUCAACUGUCACUCCAAUACUGAAGGUUCUGAUUUCUUGGGUGGCCUACGUCCAGUACGAAACUCUAAUAACAUGGAAACUGAAGAGAAUGAUGAGAAUCAGCAUAUAAAUAAACUAUUUGAGUGGGUUGAUGGCCCAAUGGUGCAAGCUAUGCAAACUGGUUCUCCAUUUCUAGUCGAUGAAAUAUCUCUUGCUGAAGACUCUGUUUUAGAACGCCUGAACAGUGUGCUGGAACCCGAACGUACUCUACUGCUCUCGGAGAAAGGCAGUGGUGAUGCUAUGGAAAAUAAAGUUCCAUUGCUUACUGCCAAAGAAGACUUCCGCGUGCUUGCAACAAUGAACCCAGGUGGAGAUUUUGGAAAGAAAGAACUCUCACCUGCACUACGGAAUAGAUUUACUGAGAUUUGGUGUCCCCAAGUUGCAUCUCCUGGGGAUAUGGUAAGCAUCAUUCAACACAACCUCCAGCCAAGCAUUCGUUUCUCUGACAGAUCAUCUGAAGGUGAUACAGAAGAUGAUGAGAUGGACAUUGCUAAUGCUAUAAUGACUUUUGUUGAAUGGUUUACUUGUACAGACUUUGGCAAAAAGUGUGUUGUCAGCAUUCGAGAUCUUCUAUGUUGGGUGGACUUUCUCAACACCUGCUCCUUGUCUUAUGAGGAUGAUGAUGAUGAAUUAAUGGAAAUAUCUAAAGUGGAUACUUCUGUUGCUUAUGUACAUGGUGCGUGUCUCGUUUUCCUUGACAGUUUAGGGACAGGGACAACUGCACGAGUAAACAGAGAAACUGAAAUACAAAAUUUCAAAGAAGAAUGCUUACAAUUCCUCCUUUGGCAAGUGAACAACAGCUCAACACAGAAGUUGACUAUGGAGUCACUUGAACUUCUUGACAAAAGACCAACCGGUUAUUCGAAUGAAAUUGCCAUUUGUUCUGACACUCAUUUUACAAUUCCACCAUUUAGCAUACCUCGUGCUGAUUCUCAAAGGUUUCAAAAUGAAAAGUAUGCUUUCAAUGCACCAACAACUUGCAUGAAUGCUCAAAGAAUACUCCGGGCACUACAACUUCCCCGACCGAUUCUGUUGGAAGGUUCACCAGGCGUAGGAAAAACAAGUUUAGUUGCUGCCAUCGCCGAGGCAGCUGGGCAAGAACUUGUCCGUAUCAACUUGUCUGAACAGACUGAUGUAUCUGAUCUUUUUGGUGCUGAUUUGCCUGUUGAAGGAGAAGGAUCAGGAGUGUUCAGUUGGCGUGAUGGGCCAUUGUUACAAGCUCUCAAGAGUGGACAGUGGAUUAUUUUAGAUGAAUUAAAUUUGGCCUCACAAUCUGUUCUGGAAGGAUUAAAUGCAUGUUUAGAUCACCGUGGAGAAGUUUUCAUUCCAGAAUUAGGCAAGACAUUUUAUAUUCAGCAAGCCAGUACGCGUAUCUUUGGAUGCCAGAACCCGUAUCAUCAAGGUGGUGGGCGGAAAGGACUACCACGUUCUUUUUUGAACCGAUUCACAAAAGUAUUUAUUGAUGCACUCAGUAGAGGAGAUCUCCAGCUCAUAGCUACAACUAUGUAUCCAUCAAUUCCUGAAAAGCUUCUUUCCAAUAUGGUUCAUUUUAACAUGAAAAUGCAAACUGAAGUGGUCUCUUUGCGUUCAUGGGGCCAAAAAGGUGGUCCCUGGGAAUUUAACCUUCGUGAUUUGUUUCGUUGGUGUGAACUGCUCGUUGAUAAUCAAUCCCCUGACUCUUUUGACCCAGGAGAGUAUCUCAAUCUUAUUUAUGCAGACAGAAUGCAGACCAAAUUAGACAGAGACAAAGUGAUUGAAUUAUAUCAACACACUUUUUCUUGUCUGGCUCCAAUCUAUCGACCUAGUGGUCAUUUCUCACUUAGUCUAGACUGGGUUCAGUGUGGCCAUUCUUUUCUGCAGAGGCAUCAAGAAUACUCCAUUAAUAUUGAAAGUAGCAAGAAUCUCAAGCUAUUGCCCCAAAGGCUUCCUGUUCUUGAGUCAUUAAUGAAAUGUGUUCAAAUGAAUUGGUUAACCAUUCUUAUCGGGAGCCAAAACAGUGGUAAAACCAGUACCGUCCAAAUGUUGGCCGAGUUAACAGGCAAUCGGCUCCAAGUCCUUCCUAUGAACAGUGCCAUGGAUACUACUGAGCUUCUUGGUGGAUUUGAACAAGUUGACAUUGGUUGUCACAUUGAAGAAAUUGGUACCCGAGUGAAACAAGCUAUAGAUCAUUCUUCUCGUAAACAACUCGCACUCGGUCAUUUCACUGAUGUUGAGAAUAAUAUUGCCUACCUCUAUCACUUGUGGCAUAAGUACUGUUGCUUUGUACCAAACAAAGGAUCUUUAAUUUCCAGUGCAAACGAACUAAGUUUGAUGAAGAAACAAAUGAAGGAAUUGGAUAUCAUCAUAGGACAGCUGCUUAAUUUGAACCGGGAAGACAGCAACGAACUGUUGGAAAUGGACAGUCAGUUGACUACAUUAAGUCAAUCCCUAGAACGUAUUGAGAACACCUCCAACAGUAAUGCCUUUGAGUGGAUUAACAGUACUUUGGUGCGAGCCUUGCAGUCUGGUGACUGGUUAUUGGUUGAAAAUGUUAACUUCUGCAAUCCAUCAGUACUUGACCGUUUGAAUGCUUUGUUAGAACCCUCGGGUGUUCUGACUGUCAGUGAAAGAGGAGUCAUUGAUGGGGAAGUUCCAGAAAUUGCUCCCCAUUCAAAUUUCAGACUUUUUUUUACAAUGGACCCCAAAUAUGGAAAUAUUUCUCGUGCCAUGAGAAACAGAGGAGUUGAAAUUUACAUUCUAGAAGAUUCUGCUGGUAAAGAAAAUUCAAAUUCAGAAUUUUCACUUUGUAACUCCGAUGGAAGUAUCCGAACAUCUCGUGCACAGUUCCCCACUGCAUCCUUACCUUUAAUUCAACAAUAUUGUUCAUAUCCUCUUCUGACCCAUGCCCAGCACUUGGUUAGUGUAUAUAUUGAAGUUCUCAGGCAAGUUUUGUCAUCUGCAUAUUGUUGCCCAAAUGUAUCUGCAUCUCGAUGGCCUCUGGCCAACUUCAUUCAACUUGUGACCAAUCAUGUUCAUGGCCAAAACUGGAAACUCUGUAGUGAACUUAUCUCACCAUUGUUAACUGAAGUCCAGCUGGAAGUCAAUUGCUCUGACUUAUCUACUUAUGGUGGUUGGAAACUUGUUUGUGGUCAGCAUGACCUUCCAGAGCUUACGCAGGUCACACUGAUUGCUCUGUUUGGCCAUCCACUUAAAGAUAUUUUACUGAACUGUCUGAGCAGUAUGAAGACUUGUAAUAAUGGAGCAGAGAUCUUGAUGAGAGGGCCCUAUGAUUUUCAGUGGAACAAACAAGCUUUAUACAAAAUGAUAUCAGUAUGUAAUGCAGAAUCAACUUCCACCAUCAGUCUGUUGGAGCAGUUAACUGGAGUUAUUAACAGAAUCAAACUAUCACAAGUUUUGACAGUUGAAUGGCAGCUAAGCCAAGAGAAAUACAAGAAAUGGGAAGCUCUCUGUGAAGGUACACAGCACAUGGCAUCUGAAAACUCUGCUCAUUUGAAAGUCUUUGUGUACAUUGAUAACAUAUUGGUUGGUCUUCGCCAGGAGCUUCGGGCAGCUUUUAGUGAACAAGGAGAUUGUUCUGACAAACAGUUUUAUCAGAUUUACUGUGGACUACCUUGGUUGAAUCGUCUUUUGGAUGUGGCAUUAAUGCAUUGGGAAAGAGAACUAUCCCCUCCAAGUGCUGCUAAUCUUAGUCUUGUUUGGAACUGGACAUUUUCAAAACUGUUGAUGCCAUUAAUUAGUCAUAAUAGUCCUGUUAAACUGUCUGACAAAAUCGACAAAGUCAUUAACCAUCUCCAUGACUUGCUUUCUGAUAGAAAGUCUUCUUCAAAACUGCUGAAAAAAAUUCUUGCUUCUUGGGGCAAUCCAACACCAUUUUACUCUAAGUGGGAAUAUCUACAGUGGCAAAAAUUACAAUGUCUUGCUGAAAAAAUAGAUAUAUUUGCUGAAGACAAAAUUAGACAAAUCACUUUAUCACAAACAGAUUUGUUAAAACUAAACAGAGCAAAUAUAACUGAGCAGUUUGUGGAACUGAUCACACAACUGAACAGUAGACUGAAAUCAAAUGAGAACCAGCAAAUGUUUGAAUCUCUUCUUGACAAUUUGGAAUUAAAAAUAAACAGCGUUCAUUCACCUGGUAGCUCAGAACAAGAUUCUGAAUGUCAAGAUAGUACUUCAGUACAAACAUUGGACAAUGAUCAACGUUUGUGGCCACUCUAUGAACAUACUGUAUUGGCUGUUGAACGAAGGAUUCUCAAUUUCUUAUUGGAGCAGCAUGAACCUGAAUUAGUAACCUGGCUGCCACCAUUUAUAGAAUUUAUGAAACAACAUCUUGUUGUUUCACCACUAAGUCUUGCUGAAUACCGCAAACUGCUCUCAUCUCUUGGACAGGGUAAUUCUAAAACUUUCUAUUCUACCAUUCUGGUGUCCUAUUUCCAGCAUUGGUGGAAGAACUCCAUUAAUGGACUAAGUUUAGAUGAUUUCAAACUAUCCGAAAGAAUCCUUGGACCUGGCAUUGCCAUAAGCAGUUGUCUGGUUGAGAUUUUACAUUCUCUUAUAUCUUCACAUCAGCUAAAGUCUUAUGGAAGUUCUAAUUAUCGUUUCUCCAUGGACAACUGUGUUUUACUACCUCAGGUAGCAAUUGGUCAUCACAAGAACGAAGCUCAGCUAUUUGCCAAAAUCCGAUCCCACCUUUGGGUUCAUACAGCAUCUCUUUCCAGUCUUCAGUUUAAUGGCAGAAAUAUUGAACGAAAGAAUAUUCUGGAGAGUUUACAACACACUCUCAUAGCUAUUGGCUUCACUUUACCUCAGUUUUGUGAGUCUGAUGUCCCAGAUUUACAUUUGAUGAAUAACAAGUCUACCCACAUUAACACUUUCCUUAGCCACAUGAAAGAUUGUUGCUAUUUUGAUGAGAUAGUUGUCAAACUUACCGAGAAAGCAAUCAACUGCGUUCAAGACAUGUUCUUAGAUGCAAAUGAGAGUAACACCUCUGCAACGAGCAUUGGAACAGCAUUAGUUCUUGUUGGCCUUCUACAAAGCUAUAUCCUCGGUCCUUGUGGUCAUUUGGACCCUGUAGAGAGGGACAAGCUUAAAUUGUCUCAUCUCCAGGAGGACUUGGAAAUGAUCAAUUUAGAACUGAAAAUGGAAAAUCUGUUCAAUGAACUUAUGAAUGGUCAGUCAUUUUUAGAUCUGUGCCACAACCAGCUUCACCCACAGAUUAUUUGGCUAAUGGAAUAUCGGGAAAAAUUAACCAACAAAGUACAUGGCUUGUUGAGCAGGACUGCUUAUCGUCCUGAUAUCUCCAGUUUCCCCAUGAUUAAACAAGAAUAUGCAAACUAUCACAUGGCUGCUGGAUCACACGAGUUGAUUCUCACAUUUUUACACAAGGCAAAGACAAUGUCUGAAGAACAUUUUGAAAGUAAUGAAGUCUCUCGUUUGCUUCAAGAGCUGGAAAGUUGGCAAAAGACUGUCCACAACUUUGUGCAGAAAAUGCAGAUUAAUUAUCCUGUGUAUCGGGAUAUACUCACACCAUUUUAUUCUUCUCUUUAUCAAAUGAGUCAUGGUUUUGCAUUGAUAAUGCAGAGUUUACAGACAACAUGCUGUCGGCAAAACCUAGCCAGACUUUGUAAUCUUUCAAAUGAAACAGAAUUUUCUUGGUUGGAAAACUUAUGUGUAUGCAUGGCAAAGUUCCCAAGCUGCAGCAGAAAUUAUCCUAAUUUCCUUGAUUUGGCCACAGCUUUAACAUCAGAUCUCACUUUGCAACUGAGUCAUGCUGUUGUUUCUAGUCAAAUGAAAACAGAAGACUCUAAGUCCAUUAGUAGAACUAAUCAGGAGAUUCACUCUCAGCUUUUACUCAGUGGCCUUUGCCAUUUAAAAAACCACGUCCUCACAUCUCAAGAACUCAGCUCACCUGUACUAGAUCGCUUUGCCAGCAUUCUUCGUUUGUUUGUUAGUUCAUGGCACAAGCAACAAGAGGAGCAAAGAAGACUUGAACAAGAGAGAGAUAGUUUGUAUCGUUUCAAGACAAUUCAUCAUGACAGUAGCCCCAAUGACGAGAGGCUUAAUGAAAUAGACUUCAAAAAGAGAUUUCCCAAUUAUCAAAAUGACUUCAUUGAUUUCAUUCCAAGCAAUCUUUUAGAUGAAUCAUCAAAGAAUGUUGGUAAUAAAUCAGGUGGUGAUAACUUAGCUGCUGAUACUGAUGAAGAUGAACCUCUUUCUCUGUUAAUAACUAAAGAAGAGAUGAAAGAAAUCUGUACCAUACACCAUCAACUUUUUAUCAAUUACACCAAAAAUUCACAUUGGAUAGCCCCUGGCUCCCCUGAACAAUAUGACCCUGGGGUCGGAGUUGAUCUACUCAAACCUUUUCUGCUCAACUAUAAAACUGCCAUGUCUCUAUCUUCUUAUCUGAAAGCCUGCUUACACGAAGGUUACGACAUGCAAGUUGUUGGUGGGCAUCUUUUAGUAGUUGCUGCUUUAGAAGAAGUAAUCAAUCAUAAUGAAACAACUAAAUUGGGUGUUGUUAAGGAACCUACACCUGAUCGCUACUAUGAUGUCUAUCAAGAUGCUAAUAUUUCAGAGAUUGUUCAGGCUGAACCAGUUCUGCGGCGUCUUCUGCAGAGACUUAGCCAGUUACUGGAAGAAUGGCCAGAUCACCCGACAUUGAGACAACUGGAAACUAUAUCAAAGAGAAUUCUUACUUUUCCACUAACCAGUCCAAUUAUGAAAAUUCUAUCUGGAUUGGAACUUCUUCUGUACAAGGCACAAGACUGGGAAAGUGUUGCUGCUAAACACGUGUCUCUUGAAACGGAGUUACACGAUAUUUCAAACCUGAUUGUUGACUGGCGGAAGUUUGAACUUAGCUACUGGAAGAAUUCUUUGGAUAUCACUUCUCGUGAAGUAGAAAUUGAAGCAUGCCAGUGGUGGUUCCAUCUCUACCAACUUGUGAUAUCUUUUGUGACACCUGAAACUGAUGAUGUUGAUAAGAGCAAACCAGUUUCAGAUAUAGAGAAGGAAAUAAUUGCAUCAUUGAAACUCUUCUUGGAGAACUCCAGUCUGGGUGAAUUUAAAGCUCGCCUUCAGAUAGUUUAUGCAUUCCACUGCCAACUAAUAAACAUGGAUACUUCACCUCAACAACAGCUAAUGUGCAAAUUACUCUGGAAUAUACAUGAGUUUUAUAAGCAGUUUUUGCCUUUUGUUGAGGCUGAUAUUGAACAAAAGAGAGUGCCAAUUGAAAAAGAGCUGAAAGGAUUUGUCAAGAUAGCUCGUUGGAAUGAUAUUAAUUAUUGGGCUUUGAAACAGGAUACUGAUAAGACACACCGAACUGUCCACAAGCAUAUUCGGUCUUUUAAGAAGAUACUCCAUGAGUCUGUUAAAACUGUCCUUGCAAGUAAUAAAAGUCUAAUUAACACUGACACCAAUAAUGAAGAUUUAUCUGCUGAGGUGUGGAUGCGUCCUAUAGCUCUCACAGAAGAUAAAUGUGCAAACAAAGAAUUUGAUAUUUGUCUCCCACUUGCUCCAGAAAAUAGUUUGAUGUCACGAUUGACUCACCUAAUGCCUCGGGCUUGUAAACAUUACCAUGAUCUUGAAAAGAAGACCCCUUACUUAAAAUUGCUUUUAGCUUUUGAUGAGUUUACCUGUGAAGUAAUAGAAGGCAUUGAAGAAAGGAGCAGAUUACAUGUUUCACCAUCACUCGAUAUAGAAAAGCAGAAGAAACAAGCUAAACACAUUAACUUAAAGCAGAGACAAGGCUUAUCUGAAUUAUAUCGGAACUUAACCAAAAUUGGCCUUUCCUACAAAAAGGGCUUGAUAAGAUCUGAGCAACGCCACAGUGAUGAUUUUCUGUAUGUUGAUCCUGUGGAUGUUAAGACUUCUAUAGACAUGGUAGGAACAAGUUCACCCCAUUAUGCUCCAGUUUUUAAAAGUAUGUGGCAAUCUGGAGAGCAGUAUUACUGGAAUUGCUUAGCACGACAAGCCCAGCUCAAAGUGAUUUUAGAAAACCCAGAAGCAAAAGACUUUGGUUUAAGUAACGUUGAUCGGUGUCGUGGAUACAGUGAACAUUUAAAACAAAUCCUGCUUAACCAACAUGCCAAAUUGUCUGCUUUCACAAAAAGUUACUGCCAAUAUCACAAAAUGAUCCUAGAAAUAAAAACUCCAGCUCUACACAAAUCUUCAUCUUUUCCAUCUCAAGCAGAAAUCUCAAAAUGGUUAGAAACUCUAGAGGAUGUUUCAGUGAAGUGUUGGCAAGGCCUCAGUCAAUUCCAAAUGUUACUAAAAUGUUGUCCCCAGGCCAAUCCUUCUGGAAACACAUCAUGUGUAACACCAUUACCUGUGCACAUGCUGCCACAGACUGCAUUUAUGUCCAUCAAUAACCAAACAUGGAGCAUGUGUAUUGAAAAAAUAAAUGACAUCCUGUCCAAAUUGAAAACUAUUCUGAAAAAACCUGUCACUAAACUUAAAACCAAAAGCAUUUUCUCCUGGAAUGACUUAUGUUUCUUAGAUGCUGGUUAUCUUCGACUUAAGGAGUCAUUGGUACCUUUACAACAAAUCAAAAGAAUGUUCUUAGAACCAGAAUAUAAUUCUGACAGUUCCUUCAGUGAAUCCCUUUCAUUUCUCCAGUUAGAAAUUGAAACCAACACCAAUGCUUUUUUUAUAUGGAAACAGAGACAGAGUGACAUGAAAACAGAAGUUCUUACAACAAUGACACAACAACUCAGUGGUCAAACGUCUGACUUUGAAGGUCUUUCUGAUGUUAACCAGAAAGACAGAACAUUGCCUUUUGACCUGUCACUUGAUGGGUUAACUGACAGUUUUGAUAAUCUUAUCAAGCAAGUCUUACUUGCUAUACAGAAGUUACUGGAAGCCCAUAAGAAAACACCUAAGAGUGAUGACCCUCCCAAAGGUAGUGGCGAUUCAAAAGAAAGCUCCUCUCCUGAAACAUGUGAUAAUGAUAUAGAGAUACUUAAUGGUCAUCUAACACAGUGUCUCCAGCAAUCUUUGUUUACUGACAUCAAGAAUUUAGAUUGUGAGAAAGUUUUGAAAAUUAUCAAGGAACUACUACAAAUGAUACAGGCACCCAGUGAACAUUUAGCUAAGUUCAGUCAGCAACAAGUGGCUUCUGAGUUAUCAAUGAAAUCCAUUUGGUUGAAAUGCUUUGUCGGCUGUCUUCCUUUGCUUGAGUUGUUUGAAUGUUUAUUGGAGAAUUACAUGCUGUACCUGUUGGUUGCAUACCGAACAACAGCCAAGUUGUAUUCUGAACUCUUGACUCAUUUCAUUGAACUUGCAACAAAAGGGUUCUUUGUCCUGCCUGAAUUGUCAGAUGAAACCCAAGAAGGCGCUACCCAGUUUGAGGAUAAAGAAGAUGCAGGGAUGGGUGAGGGUGAAGGAAUGAAAGAUGUAUCUGACCAGAUAGAGGAUGAAAGCCAGUUGGAAGAUGUUCACCAUAAAGACAAGCAGAAACCUGAUGAGCCUGAAAACCAGCCGGAUAUAGCAUCAGAGGAUAACGCAAUUGAAAUGUCUGAAGAUUUUGAUGGCAAAAUUCAUGAUCCAGAUGAAGAAGUUGAUGAAAAUGAUUCUGAAAAUGAAAAUGAAGAUGAAGAAGAUAUUGACAAACAAAUGGGAGAUGUUGAAAGCAAAGGAGCUGAUAAACUUGAUGAGCAACUUUGGGGAUCUGAUGAAGAAGAUGAAGAAACUCCAAUGGAAGAAGAGAAAGAAAGUGGUACAGGUGCUGGCCAAGAAGAGGAAAAACAGAUUGUUGCCAAAAAUGAGAAUGAAGUAAAAGCAGAAGAGAAAAAGAAUAAAGAUGAAGGAAAGGAGGAGGAGGAGGAGGAAGAAGGAAAAGAAAAUCUAGAAGAUAAGAAAGAGGAUAAAGUGAACGAACCUGAAGCAAUGGAUGAAAGUGAAUGUAAUGAUAAAGUUGACCCCUAUCAUGGUAAACCCCAACAAGAAGAGACUGCUGAGAAUCUGGAACUACCAGAAGAUUUGAAAUUGGAUGAGGCUGAAAAUGAUAAAGAGAAAGAGGAAAAGAUGGAGACAUCAUUGCAGGAAGAGGAAGAGAAAGAUAAAGAUCCAACUGAAGACAAAGAGACUGCAUCUAUGGAUGAAGAAUCUGAAACACAGGAAAGAGAAGCAGAAAAGGAUAAAAAGGCUGAUGAGAUGGAGGAAGAAGAUGGUUCUGGGAAUGAAGGAAAAUCGAAAGAGGAUCCUACUGCACCGACGGAAUCAGUUGAAGAAGAUGAGGGUGUAGAGGAAGAGGAGGAAGGUGUUAAAGAUAGUAAAGCAGAUAUGAGUGAUGCAGAAGAUGAAGAAUCAGAGAAAACUAAAGACAUAGAUGACAUACCUGCAGUUGUAGAGUUAAAAGAGGAGAACAAGGAUGAGAGUGGAGAAGACGAGGAUAGCGAAGCUGUCAAGGAUGCUUCUAAGUUUUAUGGCAUGACUGAUGAUCAGAACCAAAAGGCUGAAUGUGAAUUUGCAUUGGACACAGGAGGUGACAAUGAGAAAGAGAAAGACAGAAAACAACAGACAGAUGGUGCUAAUACAGCACCAAGUGAUGCUGAGGCCUAUCACAGUAAAACAUCUACUGAAAUUAGUCAUGGAACAAAUGAAGACGACAGCCAGAAACCCCAGACUCGAAAGCCUGGUAUGACCGAUGACAAUCGCAGUCUUGGUAUGCAAGACAAACCCCACCAGAGACAUGCUAGAACUAUUGAAGAGGUUCAUCAUGAUACUGGAAUGGAGGAAGAGGUGGAGAAAUCAAAAGAUGAAAAGGCAGAUCUGUAUCAACAUGUAACUGAAUCAACAUCACAUUACGAACAACAGAUAAUGGAUGUAGCAACUGAGGAUCAGCAGAAAGCUUGCGCUGCUGAUUACGAUGAGGAUGAUGAUGAAGACGACGAUGAUAUCGAGUCCAUUAAAGAUUCAGAUGCUUCAUAUUAUGAAGAAGAAGACUUUGACGAAGACGAUGAUGACGAGGAUGAUGAUGAUGUGGAGAUGAUUGAAUCAAACAUUGUUAAGAACAGUGUACAGCCGAAUGUAAUUGAAGAAUAUGUUCUAGACGAUGACGACGACGAAGAUGCUCUUGUUGAGGGUGAUGAGUCACAAGUACAGGAUAAUUCUGUAGAAAUACCAGGGUCAAAGGUGGUAACAGAAGGUACCAGCAGACCUCCUGAAUCUUCAAUACACACUGUGAUCAAGUAUUUGGACAAAGAGGAUAUUGUUGAUAUGGAAGAACUGAGGGCAGAGAUUGAAGAACAAUUGUCUAUUUGGUCAGCCAAUCAGCAUUAUGGCAAUGUAGUUGAUUUUGAACGACAAGCUAGUGAAUUAUGGCAGAUGUACGAGCAGAUGACAAAUGCUCUCUCACAGGAACUAUGUGAACAACUCCGCUUGGUUCUUGAGCCAUCACAAGCUACAAAACUAAAAGGUGACUAUAGAACUGGUAAACGAAUUAACAUGAAGAAAGUAAUACCUUAUAUUGCCAGCCAGUUCCGUAAAGACAAAAUCUGGUUGAGACGCACAAAACCAAGUAAACGUCAGUACCAGAUUAUGUUAGCAAUUGAUGAUUCUUCCAGCAUGAUAGACAACCAUUCCAAGCAACUUGCAUUUGAGUCAUUAGCAGUUAUUGCUAAUGGUUUGAGUCUUCUAGAAACUGGUGAACUUGCCAUUUGUAGCUUUGGGGAAAGCAUGCAAGUUAUUCACUCGUUUGGUGAGCAGUUCUCCUGCCAUUCAGGAGCUCGACUUCUUCAGCAUUUUACUUUCACACAAAAGAAGACAAAUAUUGCUUUGCUUUUGCAGCAAGCUUCUGCAUUAAUGAUGGAAAGCCGUCAACAUUACCGUUCUGCUCAAUCGGGUCCUGAUUUUUCUCAACUGUUGCUGAUAGUUUCCGAUGGCAGAGGUCUUUUUUCAGAAGGCAUGGACUAUGUGAAAUCUGCUCUGCGGCAAGCACAAACAGCUAAUCUUUUUGUUGUGUUCGUUAUACUGGACAAUCCAAUAAACAGAGAUUCCAUCCUUGAUAUUAGGAUUCCUGUUUUUAAGGCAUCUGGUCAGCUGCCAGAGAUCAAAUCUUACAUGGACCAUUUUCCCUUUCCAUUUUACAUCAUUCUGCGUGACAUUGACUCUUUGCCACAGACUCUUAGUGAAGCUCUCCGGCAGUGGUUUGAACUGGUUACUGCAGAGACACAGUGAGGUGACGUUUCUGUUGUUGCAAGAUUUAUAGAACUGUAUUAUUUGUGAUUGGAUUAUUCUUCAAAUCUUGCUAUUCAUUUCUUUUUCUUGGUUCUUAUUCAUCUUUUUUUUUUAUAUAUAUAUAUUUUGUGUCAAUCAAGCGAAGCCAAUAAAAGCUAUUUUGCUUAUUAAUAUUGACAGUAUCAUUAGCUGCUAAUAUGUCAUCAUUUUGUAUUCAGUCCUUUUCAUUUUGUGCUUAUAUUUGGCACUGUAUUUCAUCAUUGAAUCAUUAAAAUAUUUACAAAGUA
Octopus bimaculoides (California two-spot octopus) is the source of this 16932-nucleotide messenger RNA. Its product is annotated as midasin. Gene Ontology annotation, molecular function: ATP hydrolysis activity; ATP binding. Gene Ontology annotation, biological process: ribosomal large subunit export from nucleus; ribosomal large subunit assembly. Lineage: Eukaryota; Metazoa; Mollusca; Cephalopoda; Octopoda; Octopodidae. The record is from RefSeq and is a predicted model, not a curated record. Gene Ontology annotation, cellular component: nucleus; preribosome, large subunit precursor.